UUGACAAAAAAAAAAGAUGAUUUUUUAUUGGAGAUGUUUGGUAGAAGCUCUCGUCAUUGGUCGAGCAACCGGUCGGUUUUCACUUUUCAGGAGAAGAAGAAGAAACAAAACCAGAUUCGCCUCUCUCUCUCUCUCUCUGCAAAAUCGAGACGUUGUCGGAAUCGCACUUCUUCUUCUUCUUGUUCAAUCCACAAUCAUUCGAAAUUCAAGAAAGAUGGUGGUGUCGCCAAAGAUAGCUCCUUCAAUGCUGUCUUCGGACUUUGCAAAUCUAGCCGCAGAGGCCAAGCGGAUGGUUGAUUUGGGCGCUGACUGGCUUCACAUGGACAUCAUGGACGGGCAUUUUGUCCCAAAUCUAACCAUUGGUGCUCCUGUCAUCGAGAGUUUGAGAAAGCACACAAGUGCAUAUCUUGAUUGCCACCUAAUGGUGACGAACCCCAUGGAUUACGUGGAGCAGAUGGGUAAAGCUGGGGCGUCUGGUUUCACAUUCCACGUUGAGGUGGCCAAAGAGAACUGGCAAGAACUUGUGAGUAAGAUUAAGUCUGCAGGGAUGAGGCCAGGUGUGGCUCUAAAACCUGGAACACCUGUUGAAGAAGUCUAUCCCCUGGUUGAAGGGGAAACUCCGGUAGAAAUGGUGCUAGUGAUGACAGUGGAGCCUGGAUUUGGAGGUCAGAAGUUCAUGCCCAGCAUGAUGGACAAGGUCCGGGCACUGAGGCAGAAGUAUCCUACGCUAGAUAUUGAGGUGGACGGAGGGUUAGGCCCAUCGACUAUAGAAGCAGCGGCUGAAGCAGGGGCCAACUGUAUCGUAGCUGGAAGUUCAGUGUUUGGAGCUCCGGAGCCAGGGAAAGUCAUUUCCCUUUUGCGGACCAGUGUUGAGAAAGCCCAACCCACCACCUGAGUGCACUGCCCGUUUCUAAUAUUUAUGCACCCACCAAAGGCAAUAAUAAUUUUACGACAACUAUAUUUUAAGAGCUGAAACAUACAAAAAGAAUCGUUCAAACAUUUCCUUAGUAGUUUGAUGAUAUUGCACUUGUGUAAUGGAAUGUUUCGUAUUGUCAAGCAAACUUGGUCUUUUUUUUUAAACACUAAUUAUAUUCAACUUAAACCA
Molecule: messenger RNA, 1105 nt
Organism: Brassica rapa (field mustard)
Lineage: Eukaryota; Viridiplantae; Streptophyta; Magnoliopsida; Brassicales; Brassicaceae
Product: ribulose-phosphate 3-epimerase, cytoplasmic isoform
Biological process (GO): pentose-phosphate shunt; carbohydrate metabolic process
Molecular function (GO): D-ribulose-phosphate 3-epimerase activity
Source: RefSeq, a predicted model, not a curated record